Olea europaea var. sylvestris is the source of this 4945-nucleotide messenger RNA. Its product is annotated as pentatricopeptide repeat-containing protein At5g39710. The transcript is spliced from 2 exons. NCBI's taxonomy places the organism in Eukaryota, Viridiplantae, Streptophyta, Magnoliopsida, Lamiales, Oleaceae. The record is from RefSeq and is a predicted model, not a curated record. Bases 9 to 4115 code for a protein of 1368 amino acids. Gene Ontology annotation, molecular function: protein binding.
ACUUUGUCAUGAAAAAUUUUCUGUUCAUCUUCCCCGAUAUGCUCCUCCAUAAACUCUUACGCAGUGCCCUCCGCCACUCACAUUUUCGAGCUAUAUCCAUAAAUUUACAACCAACACCAGCGUUGGAGCCACCUUCUCCACCUCUCUCCUCUACGCCGGACGCUCUCCUUGUGGAAAAAGCUAUAUCCAUCCUCAAGCGCCACCACCCAUCAUCUCUUGACUCUUUAGUUCCCCAUUUUACUCCUCAAUCCGCUGCAUAUUUACUCCUCCAGUCUCAAAAUAACCAAACCCUUAUCCUAAAAUUCCUCAACUGGGCUCGCGAUUUCCCAUUUUUCGAAAACCUCCAAUGCAAGUGCAUCGCUAUUCACAUUCUGACACGCUUCAAGCUCUACAAGACCGCCCAGUCUCUCGCCGAGGGCGUCGCCUUACAUUUCCCUGAUGAUGAAAAAGGAAACUUGGUUUUUGAAUGCCUCAGGAAGUCUUACCAGUUGUGCAAUUCGAGCUCAGCGGUAUUUGAUUUAAUGGUAAAGUCGUACUCUAAUUUGAAAAUGUUAGAUACAGCUCUGAACAUGAUAAAUUUAGCUAAAUCUCACGGGUUUAUGCCUAGUGUAUUGUCGUAUAAUUCGGUUCUUGAUGCAAUAAUUAGGGUUGCGGCACAUGGGUAUGUUGAGCUAGCUCAAAAUUUGUAUCUUGAUAUGAUAAAGUGUGGGAUUUCGCCUAACGUGUUUACCUAUAAUAUAUUGAUUAGGGGGUUUUGUGGAAAUAAGAAAUUGAGUAAAGGUUUAGAAUUUUUUAAGGAAAUGGAGAGAAAGGGCUGUGUGCCAAAUGUGGUUACUUAUAAUACAUUAAUAGAUGCUUAUUGUAAAUUGGGGAAUGUUGAUGAGGCUUUUAGAUUGAUUAAAUUGAUGUGGGAGAAGAAUUUGGAGCCAAAUGUGAUUACGUUUAAUGUGAUAAUUAAUGGGUUGUGUCGAGAUGGGAGGAUGAAGGAGACGGGUGAGGUUUUUGAGGAGAUGAAGCGGAAUGGUUUGUUGCCAGACGAGAUUACCUAUAACACACUCAUUAAUGGGUUUUGUAAAGAUGGAAAUUUUCACCAGGCACUUGUUGUUCAUGGAGAGAUGGUAAGGAAUGGGCUGUCUCCCAAUGUUGUGACCUAUACUGCUUUGAUUAAUAGCAUGUGUAAAGUGAGGAAUUUGCAUCGUGCAAUGGAGUUUUUCGAUCAGAUGCACUCUAGGGGAUUAAGUCCUAAUGAUAGAACAUAUACAACUCUUAUUGAUGGGUUCUGCCAGCAGGGGUUCGUGGACGAAGCUUAUAGAGUUUUGAAUGAAAUGAUUGGCAGGGGCUUUUCACCAUCCAGUGUGACGUACAAUGCGUUUGUCAAUGGGCAUUGUUUGCUUGGUAGGAUAGAAGAUGCUUUACGAGUUAUUCAAGAUAUGAUUGUGAAAGGAGUACAGCCAGAUGUUGUAACUUACAGUACCAUCGUAUCUGGUUACUGCAGGGAUUUUGAUUUAGAUAAGGCAUUCAGAAUGAAAGAGGAGAUGAUUAAGAAGGGAAUCUUACCAGAUUCCAUUACUUAUUCAUCUCUGAUUCAAGGUCUUUGUGGGCAGAGGAGACUGACAGAAGCUUGUGAAUUAUUUGAAGAAAUGUGGAGAAAAGGUUUGCAACCUGACAAGUUUACAUAUACUACUCUAAUUAAUGCUUAUUGCGUUGAAGACGAUGUUAGCAGUGCUGUCCAACUGCACGAUGCAAUGAUCAAAAGGGGUUUGUUUCCAGACGUUGUUACCUACAGUGUGCUAAUAAAUGGGCUUAACAAACAAGCUCGCAGCAAGGAAGCAAAAAGGCUCCUCUUCAAGUUGUUCUAUGAGCAACCUGUUCCCCACAAUGUGACAUAUGAUUUUCUGAUAGAAAGUUGUAGUAGUAUUGAGUUUCAGAGUGCGAUAGCUCUAAUAAAGGGAUUCUGCAUGAAAGGAUUGAUGAAUGAGGCAGAUCGAGUUGUUGAGAUGAUGCUUGAGAGGAACCACAAGCCUAAUGAAACAAUUUAUAAUAUUCUCAUACAUGGUCAUUGUAGAGGUGGGAACUUGAACAAAGCCAUUAAACUGUAUGGGGAAAUGGUGCAUCAAGGACUUAUUCCUCAUGCUGUAACUGUCAUCGCCCUAAUUAAAGAAGUCCAUAGAGCUGGGAUGAGUGAGGAGCUGAAUCAAAUUAUAAAUAACACAUUAAGAAGUUGUAAGGUCACCGACGGUGAACUUGCCAAAGUCCUUGUCGAGGUCAAUCACAAAGAAGGGAACAUGGAUGCAGUAUUUAAAAUUCUCACUGAAAUGGCUAAAGAUGGCCUUCUUCCAAAUAAUGUGAGAACUACUAGGAGCCAGUCAUCAUCAAGGCAAGGAAGGCUGCUCGGAAUAAAGUUGAAGGGACCGAGAAGCCAUUGUGAUGGCAUGUAUUCUAGUUUCAUUUUCAUCAGUUUGUGUCCGACCAACCCCGUGUUUACCUAUAAUAUAUUGAUUAGGGGGUUUUGUGGAAAUAAGAAAUUGAGUAAAGGUUUAGAAUUUUUUAAGGAAAUGGAGAGAAAGGGCUGUGUGCCAAAUGUGGUUACUUAUAAUACAUUAAUAGAUGCUUAUUGUAAAUUGGGGAAUGUUGAUGAGGCUUUUAGAUUGAUUAAAUUGAUGUGGGAGAAGAAUUUGGAGCCAAAUGUGAUUACGUUUAAUGUGAUAAUUAAUGGGUUGUGUCGAGAUGGGAGGAUGAAGGAGACGGGUGAGGUUUUUGAGGAGAUGAAGCGGAAUGGUUUGUUGCCAGACGAGAUUACCUAUAACACACUCAUUAAUGGGUUUUGUAAAGAUGGGAAUUUUCACCAGGCACUUGUUGUUCAUGGAGAGAUGGUAAGGAAUGGGCUGUCUCCCAAUGUUGUGACCUAUACUGCUUUGAUUAAUAGCAUGUGUAAAGUGAGGAAUUUGCAUCGUGCAAUGGAGUUUUUCGAUCAGAUGCACUCUAGGGGAUUAAGUCCUAAUGAUAGAACAUAUACAACUCUUAUUGAUGGGUUCUGCCAGCAGGGGUUCGUGGACGAAGCUUAUAGAGUUUUGAAUGAAAUGAUUGGCAGGGGCUUUUCACCAUCCAGUGUGACGUACAAUGCGUUUGUCAAUGGGCAUUGUUUGCUUGGUAGGAUAGAAGAUGCUUUACGAGUUAUUCAAGAUAUGAUUGUGAAAGGAGUACAGCCAGAUGUUGUAACUUACAGUACCAUCGUAUCUGGUUACUGCAGGGAUUUUGAUUUAGAUAAGGCAUUCAGAAUGAAAGAGGAGAUGAUUAAGAAGGGAAUCUUACCAGAUUCCAUUACUUAUUCAUCUCUGAUUCAAGGUCUUUGUGGGCAGAGGAGACUGACAGAAGCUUGUGAAUUAUUUGAAGAAAUGUGGAGAAAAGGUUUGCAACCUGACAAGUUUACAUAUACUACUCUAAUUAAUGCUUAUUGCGUUGAAGACGAUGUUAGCAGUGCUGUCCAACUGCACGAUGCAAUGAUCAAAAGGGGUUUGUUUCCAGACGUUGUUACCUACAGUGUGCUAAUAAAUGGGCUUAACAAACAAGCUCGCAGCAAGGAAGCAAAAAGGCUCCUCUUCAAGUUGUUCUAUGAGCAACCUGUUCCCCACAAUGUGACAUAUGAUUUUCUGAUAGAAAGUUGUAGUAGUAUUGAGUUUCAGAGUGCGAUAGCUCUAAUAAAGGGAUUCUGCAUGAAAGGAUUGAUGAAUGAGGCAGAUCGAGUUGUUGAGAUGAUGCUUGAGAGGAACCACAAGCCUAAUGAAACAAUUUAUAAUAUUCUCAUACAUGGUCAUUGUAGAGGUGGGAACUUGAACAAAGCCAUUAAACUGUAUGGGGAAAUGGUGCAUCAAGGACUUAUUCCUCAUGCUGUAACUGUCAUCGCCCUAAUUAAAGAAGUCCAUAGAGCUGGGAUGAGUGAGGAGCUGAAUCAAAUUAUAAAUAACACAUUAAGAAGUUGUAAGGUCACCGACGGUGAACUUGCCAAAGUCCUUGUCGAGGUCAAUCACAAAGAAGGGAACAUGGAUGCAGUAUUUAAAAUUCUCACUGAAAUGGCUAAAGAUGGCCUUCUUCCAAAUAAUGUGAGAACUACUUAGGCCGGCGGAUGUAUUGUACGACCAAUGCAGUUGGAAACUUUAUUUGGAAGUUCCGGAGCUAUAUUCUCAAGUGGAAAUGAAUAGAAUAUUGCACCAGGCAAAUGAAUCAGAUUAAUAUCGAAAUUUGAUGUUGGGAGAUGAGAUUACUUUGCCCAAAAGCUAUAGCUGAUGGGGGAGGUGCAAUCCACCCUAUAUCACCCAGAAUCAGGCCUAGGAAUCCACCCCAAGCCCACUCCGUUUGGGCCUUACUUCUAAGGAAACCUUACAAAGGCGCUAUUGGGUCAUUCCCCAAAUAGCGACAAUAAGUCCACCCCCAUUUCAAGUAAGCUCAUGCAUUAAAAAUUUAGCUUGCCUUUCAAGUGGACCUCCUCUUUGGCGUAAUUUUUCCGGUAUCUCAAGAGGAGCCAGUCAUCAUCAAGGCAAGGAAGGCUGCUCGGAAUAAAGUUGAAGGGACCGAGAAGCCAUUGUGAUGGCAUGUAUUCUAGUUUCAUUUUCAUCAGUUUGUGUCCGACCAACCCACAUUAUCUCUGGUACUUCGUUUUCUUCUUUUUUCGAGCAUACAUAUGCCUGAUUUAUCUUCUUGGUGUAAAUGAAUAUGAUAUCACUAAAUCCCUUCUGCUUGCUCACCUCGGAUGUGGUUUUCUUUCCUUCUUGUCGUGUCAUACUUAUAGUAACUUGGACAAGGAAGUGCAAAUUAUGUUUACCAUAUGUGCAUAUUCACUUAGCAACUCUUCACCGAAAGUGUUGAUUAUAUCCAGGCUCGUGUACAUGUAGUCGAAUGUUACCGGUGGCGAUUGCUGGGUUACAGUCACAUUUUUUCUUUUUUCUUA